Eurytemora carolleeae is the source of this 1914-nucleotide messenger RNA. RefSeq names its product protein white. The record is from RefSeq and is a predicted model, not a curated record. The coding region runs from base 16 to 1833 and encodes 605 amino acids. Gene Ontology annotation, molecular function: ABC-type transporter activity; ATP binding; ATP hydrolysis activity. Gene Ontology annotation, cellular component: membrane. NCBI's taxonomy places the organism in Eukaryota, Metazoa, Arthropoda, Copepoda, Calanoida, Temoridae. The transcript is spliced from 7 exons.
UCAAUCUCAUUAAAAAUGGCGAGAGAGGUACAUUCCUACAGCUGGAUUAAUCUUCGUGUACAAACGGUUUCUCUAAAUGAACUUCAAGGAGCUUUUAAGAUUUUCAUGUACAAGCCUUCCAGGGUUUCUCAAGGCAUUAUAAUAAAAAGCAACAGUGGAAAAAUAAACUCCGGAACGUUUGUUGCUCUCAUGGGACCGUCUGGGUGCGGGAAAACAUCUUUUUUAAACGCUCUGGCAUUCCGACCUCAGCCCGGAGUCAAAGUAUUGGGGAAAUGUUUUUUUGAUGAUAAAGAAGUGAGUAAAUACACGGCAAAGUACGUCUGUUCAUACAUUCCGCAGGACGAUCUUUUCUUUGAAAAUUUGACCGUUGGUGAGCACCUAACCUUUCAAGCUGGUCUCCGACUUUCUAGUAAUCAGUCACAGCGCAACAGAGAUGAUGCAGUUGAUCAGAUGCUUACUUUACUCAACCUUCAUCAUAUCAAAAACAACAGGAUUGGGAAUACGUUGUCAAGUGGGAACGGGAUCUCUAAGGGAGAAAGGAAGAGAAUUGCCUUUGCUGCAGAAAUGCUCUCUGACCUUCCAGUCAUCCUUGUGGAUGAACCAACUUCUGGACUUGAUUCUCAUAUGGCCAGCGUAGUUGUAAAACUUCUGUAUGAUGUUUCAAGACUUGGAAAGAUUGUGAUUGCUUCCUUACAUCAACCUUCAUCACAGCUCUUCAAGUUCUUUGAUAAGAUAUUCCUGCUCUCUGAUGGUGUCAAGGUUCUCUACGGUACAAGACAACAAGCACUGGAGUUAUUUUCUCAAUCUGGAUUCCCAGUUCCUGAAAACUAUAAUCCUGUAGACUGGUUUAUUCUAAACACAAAGAUAUCCUAUGGGAGGAGUAGAGAACAUGAAGAUAGAAGGAAGGUUAUGUAUUUCGCGGAUAUGUGGCAUCUUUACUUUCAUGAAGAGAUUCCAAUUCAACCAGCUGCUGUUCUUAAACUUAGACAAGCUCGGGCACAAGUAGGCAUUCAGUUCAAGAUUAUUAUACAGAGACUUUUCCUAACUUACUGGAGACAAUACAUGGGAGGAAGCACUGCUCUUAUUCUAACCUUGUUCGGACUCUAUCUAGGAGUUAUCUUCUAUAACCAGGCGGACAAUGUGAACCAGAACAAUAUCAGAAGUGUUGAGAGUGUAAUGGGAGUUCAGGUUCUUGUCUCGAGUCUCAUAUUUCUCUCUACUCCUAAGAAGUUCCAGGCAACUAAACCAGUUGUUGUCAGAGAGAUUCAUUCAGGACUGUACUAUACCAUUGUUUACAAGUUCUGUAUCUACCUAGUGGAGGUUCUACUACUAGUUAUACAGACUGUUCCUGGAUACGGAAUCAUGUAUUGGAUGGUGGGGCUGAAUCCUUUACCAUUACGGUUCAUUUGGAGUUUAUACCUUAGUGUUAACCUCAACUGGAUUAUGUUGGGACUGGGUCAUCUCCUGUCUAAUCUACUGAAUUCAGAUAAACUAUACGUGGAUUUAUCUUUACAGAUAGGCCUUGUACUCAGUCUAUUCUCAGGUCUCAUCAUUAACCUUCAGCAACUUCCAACUUUCCUCUAUCCUUUCAGGCUUGCGUCACCCAUGUUCUACGGUUACCAGAACAUGCGUAUGGCCCAGUGGUUAGGUAUGGGAGCAAUACCCUGCCAUGAGGAUAAACUCCAGGAUACAUGUUUUAUCAAUGGAAUGGAGUAUCUCAGAGAGAGUGUUGAGUUGGAAGAUAUUUCUAUGGAGAACCAUAUAAUCAUGACAUUUGUUGGAGUUAUCUUUAGACUGAUUGCUGUUAUUGUUUUCCUUUUUAAGAAUCAUUGAACAGCUCUUUUAUUAUUUGUAAAUAAAAUUGCUAAGCCUGAACCUGUUUAUGUUUGUUAAAAUAAAAUAUCUGAUGAACUA